Messenger RNA from Closterium sp. Yama58-4, 1839 nucleotides. NCBI's taxonomy places the organism in Eukaryota, Viridiplantae, Streptophyta, Zygnematophyceae, Desmidiales, Closteriaceae. The record is from the annotation of a GenBank genome assembly.
AUGGGCGCAUUUGUCGUGCCGCGUGUUGGUGGCCAGCAGCUGCGCGAGGGGUUGGUGCAGCUAUUUGCAGGGGCCGACCUCCCGUUUCGACUUGUGGAGAGCCGCGAGUUCAAGAGAUUUGUCCAGAUGCUGAACCCAGGAGCUGCGCUGCUGCUCGGCUCUCGCCAUCACUUGGCACGCGACAUGCAGGCAUACGGGGAGGCUGCUAGGGAGGACUUGCGGCAGCUAUUGGUGGGUGAUGGCGGCGCGGGAAGGAUGUCCCUCACCUUUGACAUCUGGACCGGUGAGAAUGGCCUGGUUUUCAUGGGGGUGACCGUCCACUGGAUCACCAGCGACUUCCAGCUGAAACAGGCUGUUAUCGACUUCAGGGAGCUGAAGGGCUCUCAUACGGGGGACUUGAUAGCCAAUGAGCUGGAGAUGGUGUUGAGGGAGUGGGGCUUGGAGAAGAUGCUGUUCGCCGUGACUUGCGACAACGCCGAGAACAAUAGCAGGGCGAUGCGGCUGCUGGCCGGUGUACCUGACCGCACGCCGGGCUCACGGCCGCGGCACCCUCCACUGCUCAGUCGCUGGAGGCACUUCAUGUGCGUGGCGCACGUCGUCAACCUUGCAGUGCAGGCUGCACUGAAGGUUGACGAGGUGGCCGAGCCACUCAAGAGGCUGCGAGAUGUGGCGAACUUCAUCGGCUGGUCCACGCUGCGUACAGAUCGUUUCUUCGAGAUGCAGAGGGGAUACGCGGCGACCCGGCCCCAGGGUCCUCCGGGUGCGCGGCGAGCAUCGGGCCCGUUGCGCUUGAUCGUGGACUGUUCGACGAGAUGGGGUUCUACACUCGACAUGGUGAAUAGGGGCUUCGAGCUGCGCAUGCCCCUUGCCAUGUAUUUCGAGGAUGACGAUCCAUCCAUCAGCACGGACACUCGAAAGGCGAUGGACGCCAUCAAGUUGACGGAAAAGAACUGGGAUGACCUCGCCGAGCUCCGAGACUUCCUCACGCCAUUCCAGCAGGUCACCCUCUUCGCCGAGGGUUCCCUAUACCCUACCCUCUCAGCCGUUGUACCGCAGUACAACGCGCUGAUUGAUCUGCAGGAGAAGGCACGGCUCACUCCUGGCAUCUCCCCUCUGCGCACAGCGUUGAUCACUGCUGCUCUGAGCAAGCUGGAGCGACACAUGGGGGGUGUGAGCGAGGAGGCAGCUAUAGCCACAUUCUUGGACCCGCGCCAGAAGCUCGCACCCUUCAAGCACCGAGCGAGGGCAGCGGAGGGGAAUUCGAGAGCGGCAACACUGGAGCUAGGCCCUGAAAGGGUGAAGGUUCUGGUACGGGCGCGCCUGCCAGAGUACCAGGCAGCCAGCACCACGGCACAGGGCGAUGGUGGGGAGGUGACUAGUGCGAGGGGUGCAGGGGUGCAUGCGUCGGCAGGGGGCGGGGCUGUGGAUGCAUCGGCAAGGGUCAGCUUGCAGUCUCAGCUGUUCGCAGCCUGGGACGCCAUGGAGGCAGAGGAGGCGGAGGAUCCACAGGAUGAGGUGGAUCAGUACCUCUCAGAGGGGAGGCAGAAGGGUGGAAGCGCCUUGGAGUAUUGGCGCAGCAGGGAGACCCUGAAGGGCUUGAGGGCGAUGGCUCGCAAUUACCUGGGGGUACCGGCUUCGUCAGCAGCGAGUGAGCGCGCAUUCUCACAGGGCAGGAACAUCAUUACGUGGCAACGGCACCGCCUGGCAGCUGGCCAAGUGCGCACUUCCAUGCUGAUUAAGACGUGGCAGGACCACCACCCUACGGGGACUCUCGCUCCCAGGGGCACCUCAACGGCAAAUCCCACCCUGGGAGUGGAGGAUGAGGCGAGGGGGCUGUGA